This is a messenger RNA of Aedes aegypti (yellow fever mosquito), 5381 nucleotides long. RefSeq lists its product as uncharacterized. Gene Ontology annotation, biological process: protein phosphorylation. The transcript has 6 exons. The coding region runs from base 808 to 4296 and encodes 1162 amino acids. The record is from RefSeq and is a predicted model, not a curated record. NCBI's taxonomy places the organism in Eukaryota, Metazoa, Arthropoda, Insecta, Diptera, Culicidae. Gene Ontology annotation, molecular function: protein tyrosine kinase activity; ATP binding; protein binding.
ACGAUCGGCUGUAUUCGUGAUUCUACUCCGUACGGGACAGACGUGCGUUUAUUCCGUUCUCCGAUCCGUCGUUCGUGGGUUGACUCUGCUGCGGUGUGAAAAUAAUAAAAAGAGUGUGUUGUUUAGUCUUUCUGCAGUAGCUCAGUUUUUAUCGAAAAAUAACAACACUAUUCGCGAAUAGCGAUUGUCUUUUUUGGUGAGGAAAUUGAUUUCCUAGUUUAAGUGCAGUGCGUGGGCGGUUUCGAAGAAUAAUUUUGUUACCCUCCGCAGGGGAAGGGCGAGUGUAGGAAUUAAACUAAAUUAUUAUUAUCAUCGUUAGCCAUUUUCCGAUUCUCAGCUGUAUGUUAAGUCGUUGCAACAUCCGGUAGUGGGGGAAAAGCCCUUGAGAAGGCAAUUUCUGUUCUUCGUGUACAAGCUAAUCUUAAAGUUUUAAGUGUCGGGUUAAGCCGAAAUUAUCUAGCGCUACCAGAAAGUUGAUGUGCAGUGAAGUAUAAUAAGCAUCUCGAGGCGCUCUGGUAGAAGAAAGUGGUGAGCAAGAGAAGAAGCAAAAUUGCUCCUAAAAUGCUAAUGAUGGAAGUGAAGUAACCAGAAAGGAAGCUGCAAAAGUCCGGUUUUCGUUGUUCUUCGUUGCCAGCCAGCCAGCGUUCCAGUCGGUGGCUAUCGAUCAUCAUAAAUCGCAGCAGAAAGUGAUUCAAGGUGCUCCGGCAGAGCCGAAGGGAUUGAAAACCCAACUGAAGCUGAGUAAACGCCGACUGCCGAAGGGAUCCCUCGGAAUAAAAAGAUAACCACAACCCAACGGCGGCGAAAAUGUCCGAUCCGGACACGCUCUGGCUGGAGGAACUGCUGGUGGACAUUCAACUGGAGCAGUUCCUGCCGCGGAUACGAGAUGAGCUGCAAAUCACCCGGCUGGCGCACUUCGAUUACGUGCACGUGGACGACCUGGAGAAGAUCGGUCUGGGCAAACCCGGCAUCCGGCGAUUGAUGGAAGCGGUGAAGAAGAAGAAAGCCCAGCAAUGGCGACGGAACAUCCUCUCGAAGCUGAUCGGUGGGGGGAAGCAGCAGCCCCAGAAAAAGCCUGCUGUAGCGAGGGAGACUGAGGAACCUUCGGCCCUGGCAUUGACUUGUUUGAUCCACGAGAAGGAUGUGACCAUGUCGGUAAAGUUGGGAGAUGGAUCUUUCGGUGUGGUACGACGAGGCGAAUGGAAUGCCCCUGGAGGGCAAAUCGUUCCGGUGGCAGUGAAAAUUCUCAAAGCCGAUACCCUGGCGCAACCCGGUGUGAUAGAAGAUUUCUUCAAGGAAGUUCAAGCGAUGCACACGCUGAAUCAUCCAAACUUAGUAAGGUUGCAUGGUGUUGUAUUAUCGCAGCCGAUGAUGAUGGUCACAGAACUGGCAGCGAAUGGGUCCCUUCUAGAUACGCUGCGCAAGCAGUGUAAGAACACAUCGCUGACAACCAUUUGGAACUGGUCCGUCCAGGUUGCUACCGGAAUGGCGUACCUGGAGAGUAAACGAUUCUUGCACAGGGAUUUGGCGUGUCGUAACGUUUUGCUCGCUUCCGGGAACAAAAUCAAGAUAGGGGAUUUCGGGCUGAUGCGAGCGCUGCCCCAACAGGAAGAUUGCUACGUGAUGACCGAGCACAAGAAAGUUCCCUUCCCUUGGUGUGCUCCGGAAUCGCUGCGGUACCGGCAGUUCAGUCAUGCCUCCGAUACGUGGAUGUUUGCGGUGACGCUGUGGGAGAUGUUCACGUUCGGGGAAGAUCCUUGGGUGGGCCUGAAUGGGUCGCAAAUUUUGCGGAAGAUCGAUCGAGAGGGAGAACGGUUACACCAUCCGGAUGCAUGUCCUCCGGAUGUGUAUCAGUUGAUGUUGCAGUGCUGGGAUAAAACACCCGCCGAGCGACCGACGUUCGCUGCUAUUAAGGAAUUCUUGUCCGCAACGCCCCCGCCCAUCUACCGGGCAGUGAUGAACUAUAAGGCUGAUAGUCGACUAACAGUGGAGCAAGGUGAUUGCAUAUGCAUAAUCGACGACCGGCCAGAGUUACAGUUCGUGAAGGGUCAAAAUCAGCGCACGUUCGAAAUCGGAAUCUUUCCGCGUAAUGUUGCCAUCGAUUCCUCCAAGCACCGUGGUGGAUCGGGUACCAUCAGUCGCCCACUACACGACUCAUUCCGGCACACAGGUCACGGAGCAGCAUUUGGAGCUUGCUGGGGUAAUCCGAGCACGCUAGAAAUGAACGGAGAUGUUAAACUGCGAGGUAAAAACAACACCUUAAAUACCGAUCGUCGCGGGAAAUGCGUCUCGGAGCAGUUCGCCAAGGAACGGAAAAGUAAUGCUCAGAAGCAAUUCUCCUACAAUAAACUCGUCAACGAAAACCACCACAAGCUCAACCGGCACCAGCAGCAACAACUGGUGAAGGACAGUAAAAAUCGUCCUCUCAGGCCGCCUCAGCCGCACAAUCUUCCUCAGGGAUCGGCGGAAGGAAUUUUGAUCGACCUGUCAUCGCCAGGAGAAGAUCCGGGAAGCGUGGCUAGUCCUCCGGUCGUCAUGGGGAACAGCAACCGCCAAUUCACUAGCAUUUUGGACGAACCUAUCGAUAUUCCAACGGAGGGCGAUCAACAGCAAGAUCUGCCUUCAGAGAUUCAGCAGUAUCAGACGGUGACACAAGUAGCCGAAGAGCAGCAACCGGUUCGACUGCAACCUCCGCCAUAUCAAAUGCCUCCAAAGUAUACGAACACGAUGGCUUUUGACGAGGUCAGCCCUGAACCACAUCCGUUCGAUACAAGAAUGGCGUUCUCAUUGGAAAGCCCAUCAAACCAGGUUGCUUCCAAUGCGACAUCCGAUUACGAGAGUGGUCCAUCCAGUGCAGUGAGUGCUAGGGACUUAAUGGCCUCGAUUAAGAGGCAGCAAACCUUAGAAGUUGCAGAGCCAACGGUAUCAACAGCCGUUUACGGGAAUGUGAAUAGAGGAGCUAUAUCAAAGAUUGAUUCAAACUACGGGAAAGUAACCGAUUUAAGUGAACUUUCUAGUUCCUUAAUGGCAAGUAUGAGUUCUGCGCCGAACACAUCCGGCAGUUCCUAUGGGAGCGCCCAGGGAUUGAACGAUUCUUUGGACGUCAAUCUUAGCAGCUUAACGUUGGAUACUACCGACCCCAGUGUACUGAAUCUGACCCCCAAGAAGCUGGAUAAGACAUUCCUGGCGGAACUGGAGAAGGAUAUCUACAAAAACGAUACCAACAGCGUGAACCAUUCGCAGGCGUAUAUUGCCAAAUCGAAUGCCAAGGACGGUUCCGUGAACCACAUAUCUAGUCUGAUGAGCUCGCUUUCCAAGUACGAAAGCAGUGGUUUAAUUUACGCCAUCGGAGGCCACGAUAUGAGCGCUGGCGCAAGCAAGAACUUGAACGCAAACUUGCAUCAAAUUUAUGCGAACAACUCUGCUGUCGCGGCAUCCGAAAGCUUCCAGCGCAAGAACUACGAAAGCACGCAAAGCAUGCUCUCGCCUAAGAAGCAAAAUAACGUGCAAUCGGCGGAUACCAGCAGCGUGGUAACGCAAAUGUGGAUGGAACGUAAUGCUGCCACUUCGCUGAGCAACAGUGAACUCACCUACGGAAACCUCCCCAAUCCAACCUCCCAGAAAUCCCACAAUUAUGUUGCAGUUUCCAAUCGACCUCUGUCUCGAAUCCAGAACGAUACCCGACUAUACGGUUCCAGUCCGAAUGUCAAUUCCAUUAAUCUAGUUGCUCAACAGCUACAGCAGCAAUCUGCUAUGGUUCCCCAAGCUGCCGCCGUUCCUGUGCAGAACAUUUACAACAGCGUCUACAAUGGGAACGACGUUUAUUCCACUAUUGGAAGCGAUAUAUACGACACGGUAGCGGCCACUCCUGCGUCGUAUUACGAACGCAUUCCUGCGCAACAGCGACAGCAGCAAAUCUACAACAACGUCAGUCAAUUACACCAACAACAACCUGUGAUCUAUGAUGAGGUGUCCAACGACGAACUUUUAAGGCCAAUUCGGGCCGCUCCUGCUGCCCCGUUAUCGGCUCAGCAAAUUCAAAGACGACUGGACCGGCUGGCCCAACAGGACCAACAGGUUGCAGCAUUGAUGUCCGAGCUGGGCGAGGAAGCCAACGAGGACGAGGCUAGAGAUGCGUUGACGGCUGUGAACUGGGAUCACACGCUGGCGGUACGGCAUUUCAAAAUCGAGCGGCUGUGUCGGCUCGGUGUGGCGAAUCGAACCAAGUGCGAGGAGGCGCUCCUGAAAACUGGCUGGAGUGUGCAACUGGCCGCGUCGAUACUGCUAGAGACUUAAUCGCUUCCGCCUGCCAGCCCUCCGACAAUGUUUAACGGCUUCGUGCUUUCGGUGUAUUUAGCUUUUUUAAGGUAAGAACCAUCUUUAAGUUUUGCACAACGAACAUUGAACUGUCAGUGGGAACCACUGAUUUGUUGUGCCGAUCCGUUGAGUAUUACAAUCAGCACUGUUUACUACUUGGCAAAUAUGUAGAUAAUUAUUUAUGGUUUUCCAUGAAAUAAAAAAAAAUAUUAAUAUAAAUGUACAAAUAACUGUAAUCUCCAGAUCGUGAAGUGAUCUUCCGAUUUUUAUCGAUCAGUAUGAUACAUCAUACGAAUGACAAAUUUAAAUUAUAAUUUCUCCAGUGAAAAUCUCCUGAAAGAACUCGAAACAAUUUAUAUGCUCUCUCUCAGACACACCUCUCAUCAAUUAAUUAUUGUUAAGUAACAAUGCACAUAAUGAUGACUAUUGAAUAAAAUGCUAACAGAUUCGCCGCUUCCUCUGGAGAAGCAUUCAGAGAUAUUUAUUACCAUCGAAACAAACGAUUAAGCAGUGCAAACGAAACCAAUUUUCUCAUCAAUCAUUGUUGCCUGUGGGAAUGAGCAGCUCAAAAGCCGAAACAGAAAUAAGUAGCAUCCAGAAGGGUGAUAACGAUUUGGAAGAGCUUUUGUCUUUAUUACCCGCGAUAUGAUGAAAAUUAGAUAGGUCUGUUGAAUGGCAGCCGUUGAAGUAUUGAAAUUGUUGUUGAUUCCAGUUAUGUUGGGAAGGUUUAGGGUUGCGAGCCAAUUAAACUGUUAGAACCAGAAGCGAAUAGUUGAAGACCGCUGCACAAGUAUGCCUCGAUACUCUACUUAGAAAUAAAAAAAAACUACUUGUUUUAUUGAAAUGAGAACAAGAGCCGUAGCUUCCCAUUGAGUACCAUUCAAUUUGAAGAACGAUCAACGGAUCCGAUAUGCCAAAUGAAGUGAUUGAAAUCAUCUAGAAAAGAUUGAGUAGAUGAAUGGGAGUUGAGGGAAAGCCGGUAGACCGGAAAUAGUCUAUUUACAUGUUAUGUAAGAAUGUUCCGCAAUUGAAAGAAAUACAUGAAUAUUUUAUAGCUGAGAAUA